CAAGAAACCACCUCUGUCUCUCUCUCUCUCUCUCUCCUCCAUUGGGUUUCUCUUCUCUCUCUCCCCCUCUCCCUCUCCCUCUCCCUCUCCCUCUUCGUAUUAUACUCCGGUGCGUGAUCCUCAGAUCCACAAAAUGCGUUUCCUACGAAGGAUCGCGGGGAUCUUCGGGCUCGGGAGGGACGACGCCGCCCACAACGAGGGAUCGGACGGCGCGGGCGAAGGGGGCGGCGACGAUCGGGCGGCGGAGGGCGCCGCCAGGAGGCGAGGCUUCAGCGUCCAGGUCCCCGUCGCCGUCGAUCGCUCCGCCGCCGCGGGCGGCGGCGGCCCCGUCCUCGUCCCCAGCGACCUCGGCGAUGGCGGAGUCCAGGGGUUCAAGUGGUACACGAGAAGACUAAGAAUCGACGAGGAUGGCGAUGUGGCGGAUGAGUUCUUGGAUGAGAUUUUGCCGGAGAUCUCCAGCGACAGCAGCAGGACGCAGAUAGCAGCGGCGCCUAAAUUCCAGGUGAAGUAUAACACCAGACCCAUCGCCCUGGCGGUGAGAAAACAGACAGUCGCGCCUAACGGGAAUAUUUACCAAAGUUUGGAGCACCAAGGUCAGCUAAAAUGGGUAUGAAAAAAGAAAAAGGAAAAAAUUGCCCUAAUUCCGUUAGUUUUAGCCUUCACGUGGAGAAUUUGGAGUUUUGGACGACGCCGACUGUAUGGGGCAAAAAGGGCAGUGAAAUUCUAAUCAGUGGUUGUUCUCGGAGUUCGAUCAAUGUGUGAAGCGAAAAACUGAUACUACUGCUCCGCGAAACUAGCGGAUUGUUUUACUGAUAUGCGAUUGAAAUUGAUUCGGGGGAUUUGAUCGGAUAGAAGUGUAUUUGGGAAAAUUCGGUCAUUGUAGACUUUCCGAUACUUUGGAGCUUCGACAUCGUCGGAGCUUUUCGUGUUUGUAUUAUUGAUUAAUGAUGUGACAGAACCUUUAUUCAAAAAAGGAUGCUCAUAAAGAUUGUCAUUUCAGUACAGUUGUUUUCUGUA
Ananas comosus (pineapple) is the source of this 1017-nucleotide messenger RNA. RefSeq lists its product as uncharacterized. Lineage: Eukaryota; Viridiplantae; Streptophyta; Magnoliopsida; Poales; Bromeliaceae. Bases 134 to 613 code for a protein of 159 amino acids. The record is from RefSeq and is a predicted model, not a curated record. The transcript has 2 exons.